AUGAUACCUUGGAGUAUAUUCUUGCUUCAUAUACUGCUGUUUUUGUUACAAGGAUAUAUCUGUGCAUCAUCCAUCUUGACGAGAACAUCAAAAGAAGGGUUUAAUGAAAAUCGACAGAAAAGAGCUCUUUUAGCAGCACAGUUUGAAGCAACUUCUCCAAGAUAUUUUUUCCAUGAAGCUAUUAAUUGGGGUGAAAGCAAAAUAAAAGGUUCUUGUCCUCAUGAAUGCCUUAACGGAGCUUUCUGUUCUAAGACUGGUGUAUGCGACUGUCAAAUAUUUCAGGCGCUUGGGACAAGGUGCCAGAUUAUCCCAAACAUGGGCAAUGGCAGAGAUGGAAUUUGUAAAACCUGGGGACAGUACCACUUUGAAACAUUUGAUGGAAUCUACUAUUAUUUCCCAGGAAACUGUUCAUACAUUUUUGCAAAGGACUGUGAUAAUUUGGAGCCUCAGUAUACUGUAUGGGUUCAUAAUAGCCCUAAAUGCCUUGGUUCAGUGUACUCUUGUUAUCGGUCAAUCAGCUUGUUCUUUUCAAACCAAGAGGAAAUUCGAAUUUAUGGUCAUGAUAUAAAAAAGAAUGGACUCAGUUUAACAUUGCCUCAGACAAUUGGACAUGUUUUCAUUGAGAAACUAGCUGACUACAUUCUGGUGAAAACAACUUUUGGUUUUUCAUUGGCUUGGGAUGGAAUAUCUGGAAUUUACCUCAAACUGUCUGGGGAGCAUAAAGGGAAAUCAUGUGGCCUAUGUGGAAACUACAAUGACCUUCAAUCUGAUGAUUUCAUAAUUCAGCAUGAGGACUACACAGAAGACAUUGCUCUGUUUGCAAGUUAUUGGGUGGUGCAAACUCCCGAUGACGCCAAAUGUGUCCCCACACCCUCAGAUUUUCCGAGUCCAUGUUCAAGUGGAAUGCCAGCAUUUGAGGCCAUCUUCUUCAAGUGUCAGAUUCUGUUGCAGUUUCCUUUUCUCAGCUGCCAUGAAUAUAUUGAUCCAUAUUUAUAUAUUGCCAGCUGUGUUAAUGAUCUCUGCAAAACUGAUGAUGAUAAUACUUAUUGUCGAGCAGCCACGGAGUAUGCAAGAGCCUGUUCUCAUGCUGGCUACCCUAUUCAAGACUGGAGAGAUGACUUUCCAGCUUGCACUGAUAAAUGUGAUGAUAGCUUUGUCCAUCGGGAUUGUAUCAGUUGUUGCCCACCAACCUGCACAUUUGAAAAGGAAUGUCUUGGGAGCAAUCUCCAUUGUCUUGAUGGUUGUUACUGUCCAGAUGGCCUCAUAAUGGACAAUGGAACUUGCAUCUCCCUGGAAAAUUGCCCAUGUAUUUUUCAUGGAUUAGCUUAUUCAGUUGGUUCAAAAAUUGAACAAGAAUGUACUGAAUGUGUCUGUGUUGGUGGAAUUUGGAACUGUACUGAACAUGACUGUCCAGUUCAAUGCUCUGUUGUGGGUGAUUCUCAUUUUACAACUUUUGAUGGUCGGCAUUAUUCUUUCAUUGGCAUAUGCCAGUAUAUCCUUCUGAAAGGCACUGGAAAAGACAGAUUCACAAUCACUUUACAGAAAGCUCCCUGUGAGCAGAACCUUGGCUUGGUAUGCCUUCAUUCCAUAACUCUAAUUCUGGAGGAUGAUUUUAGCAAACAAGUAACACUUAGUAGGGGAGGACAAAUCCUGACUAGCCCUAAUCAAGGCCUCAAUCUGAAUGGAAUUGUUGAAAUUAAAACUCUGUCAUCCUUAUUUAUUCUUCUAAAAACCACAUUUGGUUUAAAGAUCCUGUUUGCUAUAGAUGGGGAAAGAAUUUAUAUCCAGCUCACUAGUGCAUGGAAAAGAAGAACAUUAGGUCUGUGUGGCACUUUUAAUGGAAACAUAAGGGAUGAUUUUCUUUCUCCAUCAGGCAUGAUAGAAGGUACCCCACAGCUUCAUGCAAAUGCGUGGCGAGUUUCCUCCACUUGUUUUGCACCUGUUCAUGUCCCUGUGGUGGACCCCUGUAACAUUAAUCAACAAAACAUCGGGUAUGCAGCACACUGUGAUGUCAUCCACCAGGAGCUCUUUGCUCCUUGCCAUUUCUACAUUAGCCCCGGGCUGUACUAUCAGCUAUGCAGACAUGAUGCAUGCAAGUGUGGAAGUGCCUGCCUAUGCAAUGCUCUUGCUCACUAUGCCUAUCUCUGUGGCCAGCGUGGUGUUUCCAUUGAUUUUAGAGCUCAAGUUUCAUUCUGUGCUGUGGUGUGCCAGAGAGGCAUGCUGUACCAUCACUGCUCCUCCUUUUGCCUGCGAUCCUGUGCUUUCCUCUCCUCCCUGGAGCAGUGUAAUGAUGAUUGUGCUGAAGGCUGUAACUGUCCUGAAGGCAAAUACUAUGAAGACACCCUUAGUUUUUGUGUGCCCAUAUUUCAUUGCCGCUGUCAUUAUAAGGGCAGCAUUUAUCAACCUGGAGAGCUGAUCCCCACACCCUCAGGCUUAUGCCAGUGUUCAAAUGGAACUGUGCAAUGUGAUGAACCAGCAACACCCUCUACUGUUCGUGCCUGCCCAGAAGGAAAACAAUUCUUUGACUGCAGAUUUCCUGACCCUGAAUUACCAGCUGGUGGUAUAAAUUGUGAGACUACAUGUGCAAACCUGGCCAUGAACUUCACUUGUGCCCCAUCUUCACCCUGUAUAAGUGGAUGUGUUUGUGCUCCAGGAAUGGCAGAGCACAAAGGAAAAUGCUAUGUUCCUGACAGCUGUCCAUGCAUCUGGAAAGACUGGGAGUACCUCUCAGGAGAAGUGAUUGCAACACCAUGUUAUACCUGUGUUUGCCGACGAGGGAUGUUCAAUUGCACAUAUUAUCCAUGUCCAGCAGUGUGCACAAUUUAUGGGGACCGACAUUAUCAUUCUUUUGAUGGGUUGGAAUAUGACUAUAUCAGUGAUUGCCAGGUUUUUUUGAUAAAGAGUACAGAUGACUUGGAUAUAUCUGUCAUUGCCCAGAACAAAAAAUGCUUUGACAACGAUAUUGUUUGUUCUAAAAGUGUUUUGAUUUCAGUUGGGGACACUGAAAUUUACCUGAAUGAUACUCCUUAUAAACAGAAGCGAUUAGGUUUUUUUCUGGAAAAUAAUCCUACGUACCAACUUUGGAAUGCUGGCUACUAUACAGUAGUGUACUUUCCAGAGGAAGAUAUCACUAUUCUUUGGGAUAAAAAGACAACCAUUCAUAUCAAAGUUGGACCACAGUGGAAGAACAAACUAGGAGGACUGUGUGGAAACUUUGACAAAUGUACUUCAAAUGACAUGACCACAUCUAAUAACUUGGAAGUGAGAAAUGCCCAGGUAUUUGGAGAUAGCUGGGCAUUAGGACAGUGUGAAAGUCCAGGCGAAGCAAUUAAACCCUGUGAGGCACAGCAAAACAAAUUUCCUUAUGCCAAGAAAGAAUGCUCCAUUUUGUACAGUGAUCUUUUUGCUCCAUGUCGCAAUGUGAUUGAUGUGACUUCUUUUGCCAAAAAUUGUCAUGAAGAUACAUGUAACUGUAAUCUUGGUGGAGAUUGUGAAUGUUUAUGCACAAGCAUCGCAGCGUACGCAUACAAGUGUUGUCAGGAAGGGAUAUCGAUUCACUGGAGGUCGUCUACUACUUGUUCCCUGGAUUGUGAAUAUUACAAUGAAGUGCCAAUGAUCUGUCUUCUCCUGAGAGCCCAGGGAGUUGUCAUACAUACUGCUUUGUGUUUUGCAGCAUUGGCAGUUGUUUCCUUGGAAUCUGCUGAAAGACCAAACUACUUUCUCUAUGUCCAUGACAAUGACACUCUUAGUUUGAAGCUGUGGGAGGGAAAUUCAGCCUUUCAUCGGAGAGCCACAUUUUUCCACCAUCAAGGCCUCUGGAUUCCUGGUUACAGUACAUUUGAAUUAUACAGCAAGAAAGGCUUUUUCAUCAUAUUCACAGCUUUUGGUGUCAAAGCAUCAAAAUAUGAUGAUUCUGAAGAAUUUAAGCAUUCAAGUAGCUUCAGCUUAGAAGAAAUUCAGGCAGCGGUUCCUUACAGGAGGAUGUGUGAAUGGAGAUAUGAACCUUGUGCCACUCCCUGUUUUAAGACAUGUAGUGAUCCUGAAGCAUUAGCAUGUAAAUUUCUUCCACCGGUUGAAGGAUGCUUGCCCUACUGCCCUAAAAAUAUGAUCCUUGAUGAGGUCACCCUCAAAUGUGUUUAUCCAGGAGACUGCAUACCUCCCACAGAACCAGCAUUAAUGACACCUACUGGUCUAACACCAGACUUCACUCUGCUGGACAUGCUAACAACAACAACAGGUUUGGAAUGUGAGCCUCAACAAUUUGAUCCUGUUUAUAAUUGUAGCCAAUAUAUAUGCCUUGACAUGGAGUGGAAAUUGUACAACUGGUCACUUAAUUGCCCAAAGGACAUAGAAAUGCCUGAUUGUGGUUUCCGGGGAAGGCCUGUUCAAGUGAACAGUGAUAUCUGCUGUCCUGAGUGGGAAUGCCCUUGUCGGUGUUCCAUGUUGUCAGAGCUGAGCAUUAUUACGUUUGAUGGAAACAAUGCAGCAUUAUAUAGUAUGGCUUCUUAUAUCUUAGUGAGAAUUCCUGGUGAAAUUAUAGUUGCUCAUAUUGAAAAAUGUUCUAUGAACCAGAAUGGACACUCCUUGACAAAGGUAGCUUCUUCUGGAAGGAUCUCUGGACUUUGUUUUAAGAAGUUAAAUCUGACAACAUCUAUACAUAAAAUACUUGUCAAUCGUUUAGAAAGAAAGAUAGAAGUGGAUUCUGUUGUUGUGCCUUUGCCCUUUUCAAGUCAUAAUAUGUCCAUCGAAGAUUCUGGCACAGUGUAUGUGAUUACUACUCCAGCUGGACUCAUCGUAAAGUGGGCACAUCUUACAGGAAUUAUAGACAUUCAUUUUGGUUCCCAGUUUAAUUUGUCAUCAUACACAGAAGGACUUUGUGGAAUCUGCAAUGAUGAUCCAGAUGAUGAUCUAAGGAUGCAAAAUGGCACAGUUAUUACCAAUAUGGAAGACAUAGAAUUAUUUAUUGAGAGCUGGGAAAUUGAGAAAGUUUUUAAAGUCACAACAAGAAGACCUGCUAGGAAUUGUACUGAGCAUGAUUGCAGUGAUUGCGUGGAGUUGUUAAAGAGAAGAGUUUUCACUCCAUGCCAUGAUAAAGUUUCACCACAGGAUUUCUGUGAAAAGAUGUGGAUCAAUUAUACCUAUUUUUGGAACUAUGAAUGUGAUGCGCUUUCUGCAUAUGUAGCUCUUUGCAAUAAGUUUGACAUCUGCAUUCAAUGGAGAACACCUGAUUACUGCUCUCUAAAUUGCCCAGAGGGGAAGGAAUAUCAGCCUUGUGUGCAACCUUGUGAAGCAAGAACAUGUCUAAACAAAUGGUUCUACGAUCACUCCUCAUGUCUGAAUUUAAGAGAAGACUGUGUGUGCAAAAAUGGAACCAUUCUUCACAGGCCCGAUUCAACUGAAUGCAUUCCAGAGAAAAAAUGUGUGUGUACUGAUAUUGACGAUCGACCCCGUGCUGCUGGGGAAGUAUGGAAUGGGGGUAUCGAUGAAUGCUCCCUGUACAAAUGUCUUGAGAAUGGAAGCAUUAUUCCUAUAGAGCCUGACUGCCAUGAGCAGCCCUCGCCAGUUUGUGAACGAGAAGGUGAAAUUGUCAUGGGCAUUGUUGAUAAGUGGACCUGCUGUUCAGAGGAAAUUUGUGGAUGUGACAUGACUUUGUGUGACACUACCAUUCCAACAUGUACAAGUAGUCAAAAAUUGGUCAUUGGCUAUAACCCUCUUUCUUGCUGUCCACAGUACCAAUGUGAAUGUGAUCCAGUCAAAUGCCCUGAUAUUCCAAUACCAGAAUGCACAGAAGAACAAUUCAUGAUUCAAGUUCAACAAGGAGAACCCUGUUGUUACUCCCCUCUCUGUGUGUGUGAACCUUGCAUUGAAGCUAUUCCACUGUGUACUGAUGGAGAGUUUCUUACUGUGGAUCUUAAUAUUACACAAUUCUGCUGUCCUCAGUAUUACUGUGUUUGUGAGCCAAAUCUUUGCCCUAUACCACUACUUGACUGUGCAGAAGAUAGGAAACUUGUGAAAGAAAAUAUAUCUGGUCAAUGUUGUCCAGUGUGGCAUUGUGAAUGUAGCUGUGAAAAUCUUGUUAUACCAACUUGCAAAGUGGGAGAAUAUACUGCAAUUGACCGUAACUUUCAGAGCGACUGUGGAUGUGUACAAUAUCUAUGUGAAAAGGAUGAUAUUUGUGUAUUUCAAGAAGUAUCAGUAUUGAAUCCUGGACAAUCAAUGAUAAAGUAUUUGGAAGGGGACUUUUGCUAUGCAAUAGAAUGCCUGGAUGAAAAAGAUAACUACACAGGCUAUCACACUCUGAAUUUUACAAUGGUGAAUUGUUCAAAAGAAUGUGACAUUCACCAGGUAUACAUCCCAUCGCCAAGUGAUUAUGAUUGUUGUGGUUCCUGCAAAAAUGUAUCCUGCAAAUUUUCUGUGGAAAAUGGAGCCUCAGUUAUAUAUGAGGAGGGGAGUACCUGGAACUAUAAUUGCACCACAUAUGAAUGUGUUAAGACUGAUGAAGGGGCAGUGAUUCUAAACUAUAGUAUGGUCUGUCCUCCUUUUAAUGAAACUGAAUGCAAAAUGAAUGAAGGGAUUGUAAAGAUUUAUAAUGAAGGCUGUUGCAAGAUCUGCAAACGAGAAGAAAGAAUAUGCCAGAGAGUGAUUAUAAAAGCAAUCAUAAAGAAGCAGGACUGUACAAGUCAAAGCUCUGUAAAUGUUGCAUCUUGUGAUGGAAAGUGCCCAUCAGCUACUAUAUAUAACAUCAAUAUUGAGAGCCACCUAAGAUUCUGCAAGUGUUGUCGUGAAAAUGGAGUACGAAACUUAACUGUGCCACUCUAUUGCUCAGGAAAUGGCACCGAAAUCAUGUAUACUCUCCAAGAACCCAUAGACUGCACAUGCCAGUGGAAUUGA
This is a messenger RNA of Orycteropus afer afer, 6891 nucleotides long. It is a transcript of the gene OTOGL, whose product is annotated as otogelin like. The record is from RefSeq and is a predicted model, not a curated record. Lineage: Eukaryota; Metazoa; Chordata; Mammalia; Tubulidentata; Orycteropodidae. Gene Ontology annotation, biological process: L-arabinose metabolic process. Gene Ontology annotation, molecular function: protein binding; alpha-L-arabinofuranosidase activity. Gene Ontology annotation, cellular component: extracellular matrix.